Molecule: messenger RNA, 1108 nt
Organism: Prorocentrum cordatum
Lineage: Eukaryota; Dinophyceae; Prorocentrales; Prorocentraceae
Source: the annotation of a GenBank genome assembly
AUGUGGCUCAACCUGCAGGGGCAUGCAGGUGCAUCGGGAGAGAACCCCGGCCAAGCCCGCGCCGAUGCCCCAGUCUCGCGGGGCCGGGCGAUCGCGAACGCUGGCCGCUGCGUCUGGGGGCCAGGCUCGGGCGAGGAGCCGGAGCUCGAGGCGUGCCCGAACGCGCCCGCGCUGGAGCCGACCGUCUCGCUGGAGAUCGUGGCCAGGCAGGACCAGCCACCAGCGGGCGCCGCCUUGACUGUCGAGGACGGCGAGAGCGACUCCGCCUCCGAGGAGGUGCCAGCUGGGCAGCUGGGGCGGACCGCCGGAGCGAGCUGCUGGCCCGACAGCGGGCGCGGCGGCGCGUGGCUCGGAUGCUCGGGGGCGGCGUGGCGGGGCGAGUACAUGGUGGCCGCCCUGAUGCACGCCUUCCCGGGCUUCGGGAGUGGAGGGGGCCGGCGCCUGCCGCGGACCCUCCGGUGCCUGAAGGGAUGGAGGAACUUGUGCCCGAAGUGCAGCCGCCGGCCUCUCUCGUGGGCGGUGUGGGCCGCCCUGGCGCUGGAGCUACUGAGGAGCGGGCAGGGGUGGGCCGGCUUCGGGGUGCUGCUGAUGGUAGACGCGUACCUGGGGCCGUCCGAGCUGCUGAGUCUCCGGCGCGGGUCCCUGGUGCCGCCGGCGCACGGAGGGUUUCGAGACUGGAGCCUGCGCCUCUUCCCCCAGGAGGAGGCCAAGCGCCGCAAGGUCGGGGGCGCCGACGACACCGCGGUGAUGAUUUCCGAGCGGACGCGGUGGGCCGACCCAGUGCUGGCGCAUCUGGCUUCAGGGCCCGCGUCGGAGAGGCCGUUCCCGUGGGGCUACCAGCAGUUUGGCAGGCUGGUGCAGGGCGCGGGGGAGCGCUUGGGGAUCGAGGCGGUGCCGUGCCAGGCUCGGCACAGCGGCAUCAGCCUCGACAGGGCGUUCCAUCUGCGGACCCAGGAGGAGGCGAUGAAGAGAGGAAGGUGGUCAUCAUUUCGCUCUGUCGUGCGCUACGAGAAGACGGGUCACCUGAACGAUGCGUGGAGAAAGCUGAACCCAGACGUACAGGCACGCGCCCUCGUCUGCGAGGAGUGGCUGGUCGACGUGCACCUGC